AGCUUGCUCCUUAGGAGUCGUAGAUCGUUUAGCUACAUUGUUGGUCUCGGCAGACAGCAAUCGACCUCAACACGACCGUGGUGUCACCUCAAUUAAAUGUGGUAGACGACCGUUCCCAUGGCUGUUUCUAUUUUUAGCUGUACUAUGUAGCUGAACAGGAAUUCCGCGUUACUGCGCGUCACAUGGCCAUGCAUGCAACACUGCGAAUAGAGUGACACACAAGAGAUGUUUUCAUUGGGAAAUAGGCUUAAGCCUUGUAAGCUAGAUUAUACAAGGUGUGCCAACUGAAAAAAACUACCUCGAUUGUACAGGGUGGGACUGACAGCUGUGACUAGCUCAACAGACAGCCAAUCGAAGCUGCUGUGUAGUCAUACCUGUACAACUCAAAAUUACAAGACGAUGACGGAACUGUGUGGAAAAACUGUGACUUAGUAGCUUCAGAUAAUAACAAGAACAUAACAAGAUUUUGGCUGCCAUAUCGUGGAGGAUGCACAGAAUAUAUAGAACAGUGGCAGCAAGACACAACACCAUGAAACUGCAUGCACUUCCCCAAAGUAAAUUCAGAGAGACACACAUCUGGCCAUGCGAAGUAGAACAAAAGAGUAGCACACCUGAGGCACGCAUGAAGCCAAAAUGCUUGGCGACAAAUGACCAAAAGAAUCCACACUUACUGGACAACGUGUCCACCGAUUUGACUGCAAUGCUUAGGAAUAAGCUGUGCUUGCAGUCAGAGGAGGACACAAUAGACAAGCAGAUGCUGCUGCUACAAAGCUUGGAGCCAGGAGACAUGAUUGAGUUCAAGCGGGAGAAGUCAUCAGAUUGGGCAGUUUUUAUUGGAGAUAAAGCAGUGGUUCAUCUGAUAUGCGAUGAAGCCAGUGACAAGGCUUCUUCCAGCAAUGUCAACAGUUCCAGCAGAAUCGAAGUAGAUGACUUCUUCAAAGUAGCAGGAAGAAGCAUUGUGGAACGUAAUAAUAACUCGGAUACUAAAAGCACUGACACACUGUCAUUCACUCGCAAGGAAUUCUUGGUGAGAGUAGCAGUCAGCCUUUGCAAAGAUCUUAAGUUCAACGACUCCAAGCACUUUGCUACCUGGUGCCGCUAUGGAGAUGAUACCAACAGUGCAGACCGUCUCUUGGAAAAGAACUAUCAUGGCAGCUUUAAUGAAGCCCUCCAUGUUAUUAAAAAUGCUUUUCUUUUAGUAUGGCAUGCCUAAGUGGACAUAUCCCUUCCAACGUUCACAAAAUCGUUUAUUAACCACUCAUCAUGCCCUACCCUAUGCAGGAAGAAGCAGCUGACCAUAAAAACAGAGGCUGUGGUGAUUAGCAGUGUUGUCCAUAGGAAUGGGAAUCCCAUGGGAAACGUCCCAUGGGAUGGGAUGGGAUGGGACAGCACACAUUUGUAUUUCCCAUGGUAGUCGAUACUUGAUAUUGUCAAAUAAAUUUAC
Messenger RNA from Pomacea canaliculata, 1444 nucleotides. RefSeq lists its product as uncharacterized. Gene Ontology annotation, biological process: N-acylphosphatidylethanolamine metabolic process. The record is from RefSeq and is a predicted model, not a curated record. Lineage: Eukaryota; Metazoa; Mollusca; Gastropoda; Architaenioglossa; Ampullariidae. The transcript has 6 exons. Gene Ontology annotation, molecular function: glycerophospholipid phospholipase A1 activity; A2-type glycerophospholipase activity. Gene Ontology annotation, cellular component: cytoplasm. Bases 488 to 1213 code for a protein of 241 amino acids.